This is a messenger RNA of Odontomachus brunneus, 2432 nucleotides long. RefSeq lists its product as uncharacterized. NCBI's taxonomy places the organism in Eukaryota, Metazoa, Arthropoda, Insecta, Hymenoptera, Formicidae. The transcript has 6 exons. Bases 339 to 674 code for a protein of 111 amino acids. The record is from RefSeq and is a predicted model, not a curated record.
CUCACGUAAGGUAACGAGUACGUGUCCGGUAAAGUGGAUAAUAGAAGAGCAAACGUAACGACAAGUGACUCGAUGCGACGAUCGAUGAACAGAUGACGAGUAUCAACGACAAAUCGAUGUCGCAGCGGCUUGAAACAAGAACCAUUGAAAAGGGAAAAUUGUCGCGCUUCCGAUGAACGUGAACUUCGCGUUGCGAUGACACGACGAAUCGCCGUGUAUCCCAUUGAUCCGCGCUCAGAACCGUGAUUAGUCUCGUCUUUCCGAUCGAUUAGUACUCGUGUAAUUAGUGAAGUAACGAAUAAGUGUCCGGUAAAGUGAAUAAUAGGCGGACAAGCAUAAUGACAAGUGAUUGGCUCGAUGCGACAACCGAUGAACGACGGUCAGUAAAACAGAAUCCUGAACCAUCACCGUUCCCACGGAACACACAUUCGGGAAAACCGCUUGCAACGUGUGCUGCGCCAACUUUGGUGAUGGCGAACGAGAGAAGCGACAUCAAGAUUUGGCCCGCGGCCGCCCGAGUGCGAUUCUCCAAAGAUGCAAUAUCAGUGGAUACCGUAUUUCGUCUGCCUGUCGCGCGAAAGGGAGAAGGACUUCCUACCGCGGAGAUUCGUUCCGUUACUCGUGUGUGUCUCGCUUCAACCCCCGAUCGUAAGAACUACCCCGUGGCGAGGUGACGCCUAGCGGCGAAAUAAGGAACGACGGAACGAACGAGUGGAGAAAAGGUCGGAGCAAUGGACGCGCGCGAAAAACGAUCUCGAGCUGUCUUGAAAAAUCAUCCCUCCGCGCACGGCACGAAUCACCAUCGUCGCCACUAACGCUGGCCGUUCGUUACGCGCCGCAACAAGUCCCGCGGGUGUGCGCGCCAACUUUUAUCUCGGGCUCCGGCUGCGACUUCCUCGCGGAAGUUUCCGCGGAGCGGAUUUCGAAAAGGCUACUACGCAAAGUCCGCAAUACCCGCGGAGACGAACUUUUCGGUUGGAGCCGUGCAUACGGCCACGCUGAACGUGUACACAGGAGACACAUGCGGAGAACGAGGAGGAGAAAGAAGAGAAGUAGGAGGAGAAGGAGGAGGACGCACGUACAUUCGCACACGAGGAGGCGAAGGGUGCACGUAUUCGAGCACACGCGCGCCAGAUGCAACGGCGCCGUCUUUAUAUCUCCGCAGGGCUGAUGCGCCGAAAUUAUGUGUGGACCUCUGCCAUGUUAAUUAGUCGAGAACAGCUUCGCGAGGCCGAAGUCACUUCCGAAAGUCGUGUCUUCUUUUAUUUCGGGACACGAGAGGAUUAAAAUUAGGAUUUAGAACCGCGAUCUUCAAUGUUCCUUCUCGAGGUUACCGAUCUUCCUUUCCCCUUCCUUCUCCCUGCAGCAAUGUUUAAGUAGAAGAGAGUGACUCGCUUAAAUCAUACCUCAUUAGUCGUGCUUGAUUUUUUAAAUGUUUGUAGCACAUGCAAAACAAGAUGUAAUCUGCAAUCUUUUUAUAUUUCUCAUUUUUAUCCCGUUAGAUGUCGAUCAUAUUUAAUAACAGAAAAUGACGAAAUACGAUUUAAGAGAAUGGUACGGUUUUGGCAACUCUUCUCUAAUAACAAUGAUUAAACGAUCCAAGUAGGACUUAUGUCGGGCGUACAGUUGAACGCCACGGAAUGGUCUAAUUGUAAUCUCAAUUCGUCACGAUUGACUUCGCGUCCCCAAACAGAAAGAUCCGAAAUAACUCGAGCAACUCAUCCUUGCCCAUGCUGGAAGACGCCACUGGCUAUGCCCGAGGCAGCCCGUGCGGGGGUAGGAAGCGCUCACGUUUGUUUCUAGUCUCGUCUCGUCUACCCUCGCACUCCUACGCGCACCCGGCUACGGCAGCCGGCUAAUCCCGCCGAGAUUAAGAUAACCCCGAAAAAUGUUCAGCUAAGUCGCCAACUUCGCCCGCGAGGCGCGCUUAAAACGUGAGAAUCCCGGCCCCAGGGCCGGGGUGAUGGCGGCGGCGGUGUCGUCGUCGUCGUCGUCGUCGUCUCCGGUGAACCGGAGUAUCCUACGUACUACCCGGGAAUAUCCCUCCUUAACCGGCUUGGAUACGCGCCCGUAGAUUAGCCGCUUUUCAUCGCGACGGGUGGAAUUUACAUUCGCCGCUCCGUCCGGCUUCGUCCGGGAUGUAGUAGCAUCGACGCGUGUUUACGUUCGCGCGCCUGAUCGAUAUUCUCCGCCUGCGGCCUGCGACGUCGUUACUUCUUUGGGAAACGCGCGCAUCGACUCGUGAAACGGCGUCGCUCGACGCGACAUUACGCCGAAGGCAUUCGCCGUUGUUAAUUAUGGAUACUAUUAAUUAUGUAUUGCGCGGACGUUGCGCGCGAUCGUCCGGAUGUGCACGACUUCGUCGUUUCUCUCUUUUUCUUCCCCCCUCCCUCUCUCUCUCUCUCUCUCUCUCUCUCUCUCUCUCGCAAAAA